UUAACAAAAAAGUCAAUACAAUUUUGUAUUGAUGGCUCCAAUUUCAGGCUAUCAGACGCGUAGUACUAAUUAAUUAUGUUAAUCCUCUGCUUUAAUUGUUCAUCUUCUUAACGAAUAGAAAUUGCUCACGGGCCAUGAGUUUCGUACAGAUUAAAGGUAAUUAAAGGAAUGGAGGGAACGGGCAUCAAAGGGCAUCCCGAUCAGGGGCCGGGGUCUCCAAGAGCAGAGGUGGGAGAGAUUGACACCAGAGCCCCAUUCCAAUCUGUGAAGGCCGCUGUCAGCUUAUUCGGCGCAAUGCGGAGGAUGAAGCCUCAAACCAAAACGUCAAAAUCUUCUGCAGAGAGGGUGCUGGACAAGGAAACCCAGCUCCACCUGGCCGAGAAAAAGCGAACCAAAUUGAAGGAACAGCUGAAGAAUGCCGAGAAUACGAAAGGCAGAGCACAUUUCGAUCUUGAAAAGGCAAAGAGAACGCUGCAGGAUCUAACCAACAAGCUCAAAGCCGUGAUGGACUCGAAGAAAUCAGCCGUAGAGGCUACCGAAGCAGCGAAGGCUCGGGCUAAACAGCUGGAAGAAGCACAUUCCCUGAAACCCCCUGGAAGCAGGAACACAUGGAGAGAGGAAUUAGAUCACGAAAGGGACCAGUACAGAACUGCCAGUAAUGAGCUUGCCAUUGUGAAGCAGGAGCUCAGGAAAAUCCAGCAGGACUUCGAUUCGUUCCUCGAAGCCAAAAUUGUGGGGUUUCAGCAGGCGGCGGAUGCCCAACACGCAUUAAAGAUUAACAGAAAAAAAAUGAGUGAGCUAGCCAAGGACAUAGCAGCUAUGCAGGAAUCCCUAAAUCAUGUGAAGCUUGCCACUCAACAAGCUAAAGAGGAGCAGGCAAAGAUUAUGACGGAGAGAAGCGAGCACCAAAAAUCCCACAAAGCUGCCAUUGAGGAAACUGAGAUGAAGUUGGCGUGUUCGAAGAGCGAGUUCGAUCCCGAACUUGCCACAGAUCUCGAGGAGAAGCUAGUGGAAGCCACCCGGGAGAUUGAAAUUUUGCAAGAGGAAAUAAAAAUUGCCAGGGCUUCCAGCCUGGAUUCUGUGAGAAUCCUAAGUUUGGAGCUCGACGAUGCUAAGAAGGUGCUGCAGAAGGUUACGGAAGACGAAAGCUCGCUGCGAGGCGUGGUUGAUUGGCUGAAGCAGGAACUGGAGAACGCGAAGAGGGAUUGCUUCAAACUAAAGGAAAAGGAAGCAGUGAGAGAGUCAGUGACAGGGAGCUUACACGAGGAGGUUGAGAAGAGCAAGACAGAGCUAGAAACAGCGCUUGCAGAGGAAGACAAAGUAGGAGAGGCUUCCAAUGAGAUGAGAUCAACCCUGCAACAGCUGUCCUCAGAAUCUCAAGACACGAGACAAGAAGUGGAGGAAAUAAGCAAGAGCAUUGAAGACUUGAAGACGGAAGCCGAAAGAAUGCGAAACGCAGCGAACGAGGCAGAGGAGAAGCUGCAGGUUGCAGUGGAAGAGGCUCAAGAGGCAAGAGAAGCAGAGGAGGAUGCUCUUGAUCAGAUUAAGAUGAAGGUUUUGUACGAAAAAAGUGCUUAUGGUGCUCCUACUCCGGUGGAUCUCCCAGAUGGCGCCGGUGCCAUAAUCAACCUGUCAGCAGAGGAGUUCGAAUCGUUGAGUCGGAAAGCUGAGGAGUCGGAGGAGUUGGCAGACGUGAAAGUGGCGGCCGCCGUGGCUGAGAUGGAAGCCAUCAAGUCGAGGGAAAGGGAAGCGGCGGAGAAGUUAGAGGGGAGGAUGAAGGAGAUCGAUGAUAUUAAGAGUGAAACAAAGGAAGCAGUGAAGAAAGCAGAGAUGGCAGAGGCGGCAAAGAUGGCGGUGGAGGGCGAGCUCAAGAGGCGGCGUCAAGAAGAAGAAGAACAAAAGAAAGCCUUCCACAGUAUUACUACUGCCUCCCACGAUCUUGAACUUCCGUAAAAGGAAGAAUAAAUGUGACUAUAUAUGUAUACAAACAAAUUCAACACAGCAGCCUUAGAUUUGAACAGCAAAAAUUUACAUAGAAAAAGAAGAACCAAUGUUUUGUUUUGUUUUACGUUUUUUUUGCAUGGGACUAAGAUUGGGGGUGCUUGAAAAUUAAAUUGCAGCUGUGAAUGAAUGGGUAAGGAAAGAAUAUGGAACAUUAUACAGGACUUUUCUAGAAUGCCAAACGUGGAGUUUAAUCUGUAUUUUGAGGUCAUGCACCAACUAAAUACAUUUGGAAAUAAAAUAUACUAAAUCAAUGAAUAAAAUUUUAA
This is a messenger RNA of Malania oleifera, 2270 nucleotides long. RefSeq names its product WEB family protein At1g12150. The transcript has 2 exons. The record is from RefSeq and is a predicted model, not a curated record. NCBI's taxonomy places the organism in Eukaryota, Viridiplantae, Streptophyta, Magnoliopsida, Santalales, Ximeniaceae. Bases 169 to 1953 code for a protein of 594 amino acids.